This is a messenger RNA of Xiphophorus maculatus (southern platyfish), 1198 nucleotides long. Its product is annotated as claudin-like protein ZF-A89. Lineage: Eukaryota; Metazoa; Chordata; Actinopteri; Cyprinodontiformes; Poeciliidae. Gene Ontology annotation, cellular component: bicellular tight junction; plasma membrane. Gene Ontology annotation, biological process: bicellular tight junction assembly; cell adhesion. The transcript has a single exon. The coding region runs from base 162 to 719 and encodes 185 amino acids. Gene Ontology annotation, molecular function: structural molecule activity. The record is from RefSeq and is a predicted model, not a curated record.
GUUUUCAUUCCUGCUACGCUGCAAAGAACAGACAGAAACACACAACCGACCGCGUUUACAACCAUGUUAAAACCUGCUGAAAAAAACAUUUUUAGGUCAACACAAGGUUGAGUUUUUCCACUUUUUUAGUUUGCUUUGUGGGAAACAUUCGCCUCAACACAAUGGGGACUCAGCUGGUUGGUUUUUGCUUGGCAAUCAUCGGCUUCAUGGGAACGAUUCUCAUCUGCGCUCUGCCCAUGUGGAAGGUGACGGCAUUCGUUGGAACCAACAUCGUCACCGCUCAGGUGUUUUGGGAAGGUCUGUGGAUGAACUGCGUGAUCCAGAGCACAGGUCAAUUGCAGUGCAAGGCCUAUGACUCCGUUCUCGCCUUGUCUCAGGACCUGCAGGGUUCUCGGGCUCUCGUCUGCGCCUCCGUUGGCGUCAGCGUUGUGGCCAUCGGGCUCAGCAUCGUUGGGGUUCGGUGCACCAACUUCUGCCGCUACGACAGGUUGAUGAAAUCCAACAUUGGCAUUGGUGGAGGAGUGGUGUUUAUCAUCGCAGGCGUGCUGUGCAUCAUUCCCGUCUGCUGGUCGGCUUACAUCAUCAUCACGGGAUUUAACAACCCAGUGGCGACGGACGAGAGGAGAGGGGAGUUGGGAGCCUCCAUCUACAUCGGCUGGGCGUCUGGAGCGCUGCUCGUCAUCGGAGGAGGGAUCCUGACAGGAAGCUACAGAUGCUGAAGAAGAAGAAGAAUGAUCUGCACUGUGCCGUCCAUCGUAAACAUGCUGAAGGUUUACGUGUAAAAUAGAGUCUCUAAUUGAAGUCCCAUUUUUGUCAUUUAUUUCAAAUCAUAAUUGCACUAAAACGACAAUGGUUUAAAAAAUGAUGCUUCAAGUAACUGCACAACUUCAGGACGUGAAGGGAAAAAAUGUAAUGAAAUAUUAUAAGCUCUCCACAUAUCUAAAUUUUAUUUUGAAGAAUUUGAGAAUCAGAGUUGUCUGAAUGCUGAAAUUAUUUCUGAUAUUUGUUCUUUUUUCUAUGCGUUUACUGGAGUUACAUUGGUUUAAGCAGCUGUCUUCCUUUAACUGUGAAGUCGUAUUGUGACAGUUAUACCUUUUAGUUUAUCAUUUUUGGAAUUACAGAAACUUUUGCUUUGCUUUACAAAUGAAUGUAGCAUUAUGUUUUGUAUGUUAUGAAUAAAUUUUUGGUACUUGUCUAU